CUGAGAGCUCUUUACGGUCGAGGAGUUAGCGUCGUUAGCAUAGCAACAUCAUGGCGGUGUCCGCACGAGCACAGGUGAUCUCUCUGUACAGAGUGAUGCUGACGGAGAGCAAGAAGUUCCCCUCGUACAACUUCAGGACCUAUGCAGUGCGGCGGGUGCGCGAUGCCUUCAGGGCCAACAGGAAAGUGGAGGAUCCAAAAGCUGUGGAGAGACUGAUGGUGGAGGGACAGCAGACACUGGAACUGAUAAAGAGACAGGUGACACACACACACAGGGGUUAACCUGGUUAACUAGUAUGCAGAUGAACACCCGUUUAUUGAACGUCCACCUGUCGCACAUGCUCCCUUAUUACCACAGCAGCUCUGGGCUAAUCGCCUCACUGUUGGUCACUUUGUUCCCAUGAUGCAUCAGCAGCCUGUCAGCCAAUCCCAACAGGGGAUUCUCCAUCUCUCUGCCUGCCUCUUUCAUCUCUCUCACACACACACACACACGAUCUUCUCCUGCGUUUAUA
Molecule: messenger RNA, 511 nt
Organism: Anarrhichthys ocellatus (wolf-eel)
Lineage: Eukaryota; Metazoa; Chordata; Actinopteri; Perciformes; Anarhichadidae
Gene: lyrm4b
Product: LYR motif containing 4
Exons: 2
Coding region: 51-281 (76 amino acids)
Biological process (GO): iron-sulfur cluster assembly
Cellular component (GO): L-cysteine desulfurase complex; mitochondrion
Source: RefSeq, a predicted model, not a curated record